Molecule: messenger RNA, 1622 nt
Organism: Drosophila guanche
Lineage: Eukaryota; Metazoa; Arthropoda; Insecta; Diptera; Drosophilidae
Gene: rept
Product: ruvB-like helicase 2
Exons: 1
Coding region: 98-1549 (483 amino acids)
Biological process (GO): chromatin remodeling; box C/D snoRNP assembly; regulation of transcription by RNA polymerase II
Cellular component (GO): NuA4 histone acetyltransferase complex; R2TP complex; Ino80 complex
Molecular function (GO): ATP binding; DNA helicase activity; ATP hydrolysis activity
Source: RefSeq, a predicted model, not a curated record
CAACCUUAUUUUGACUUUAUAAACAAUUUUAAAACCGCCUGCACGUUUGGAAACGAGAAAAAUAAUUUCCCAGUAAGAUAAUUUUAAAUUAAAAACUAUGGCUGAAACAGAGAAAAUCGAAGUACGCGACAUUACGCGCAUCGAGCGCAUUGGCGCCCAUUCGCACAUUCGCGGUCUGGGCUUGGACGAUGUCCUCGAGGCACGUGCUGUCUCUCAGGGCAUGGUGGGGCAGAAGGACGCCCGCCGUGCCGCUGGCGUCGUGGUGCAGAUGGUGCGCGAAGGAAAGAUUGCCGGUCGCUGUAUUCUGCUCGCUGGCGAGCCGAGUACCGGCAAAACUGCCAUUGCCGUGGGCAUGGCCCAGGCUUUGGGCACAGAGACGCCAUUCACCAGCAUGUCUGGCUCGGAGAUCUACUCGCUGGAGAUGAGCAAGACGGAGGCGCUGUCCCAGGCCCUGCGCAAGAGCAUCGGUGUGCGCAUCAAGGAGGAGACCGAAAUCAUCGAGGGCGAAGUGGUGGAGAUCCAGAUCGAACGCCCGGCCACCGGCACCGGGCAGAAGGUGGGCAAGGUGACCCUGAAGACCACCGAGAUGGAGACCAACUACGACCUGGGCAACAAGAUCAUCGAGUGCUUCAUGAAGGAGAAGAUCCAGGCCGGCGAUGUCAUCACCAUUGACAAGGCAUCCGGCAAAGUCAACAAGCUGGGGCGCAGCUUCACACGUGCCCGCGACUACGAUGCCACCGGCGCUCAGACACGCUUCGUGCAGUGCCCCGAGGGUGAGCUACAGAAACGCAAGGAAGUAGUCCACACCGUGACGCUGCACGAGAUCGAUGUGAUCAACAGUCGCACCCAUGGCUUCCUCGCUCUCUUCUCUGGCGACACUGGCGAGAUCAAGCAGGAGGUGCGCGAUCAGAUCAACAACAAGGUGCUGGAGUGGCGCGAAGAGGGCAAGGCCGAGAUCAAUCCGGGUGUGCUGUUCAUCGACGAAGUCCACAUGCUGGACAUUGAAUGCUUCUCGUACUUGAAUCGUGCUCUGGAGUCGGACAUGGCUCCGGUGGUGGUGAUGGCCACCAAUCGCGGCAUUACACGCAUUCGCGGCACCAACUACCGCAGUCCCCAUGGCAUACCCAUCGAUCUGCUCGAUCGCAUGAUCAUCAUUCGCACCGUUCCCUACUCGGAGAAGGAGGUCAAGGAGAUUCUGAAGAUUCGCUGCGAGGAGGAGGACUGCAUCAUGCACCCAGAUGCGCUGACCAUCCUCACACGCAUCGCCACCGACACCAGUCUGCGCUAUGCCAUCCAAUUGAUAACCACCGCCAAUUUGGUGUGUCGCCGUCGCAAGGCCACCGAAGUCAACACCGAGGAUGUCAAGAAGGUCUACUCGCUGUUCCUCGACGAGAAUCGUUCCAGCAAGAUCCUGAAGGAGUACCAGGAUGACUACAUGUUUAGCGAGAUUACCGAAAAGGAGGAGGAAUUCGCCUCAGUCGGAGGAGGCUCAAAACGUCGCUCGGAGGCUGGCGGCGGAGGCGGCGAUGCCCAGGCCAUGGAGCAUUAGUUUUUAGUCCUUCCUUCCCAGCAUACUUACACACCCCCAGUACAUUCUAAUUUCUAUUUGCUUGUUCAAUAAA